Molecule: messenger RNA, 3170 nt
Organism: Thermothielavioides terrestris NRRL 8126
Lineage: Eukaryota; Fungi; Ascomycota; Sordariomycetes; Sordariales; Chaetomiaceae
Exons: 2
Coding region: 301-3012 (903 amino acids)
Biological process (GO): vacuole fusion, non-autophagic; polyphosphate metabolic process; microautophagy
Cellular component (GO): fungal-type vacuole membrane; vacuolar transporter chaperone complex
Source: RefSeq, a predicted model, not a curated record
CAUCAUUGUCCUCUGCACAUAUAAUUAGGUUAUGAUCAAUCAACCUACGACUGGAAACGCUCAGUUGAGACGAAGGCGAAGCGAGAGCAUGGACCUCGAGCAGAUGACCCGAGCAGGAAUUGAUAUCUGAUAACAUUACCUUCAGGCCGAUAGUGUACGGGGCACGAACCGAGUGGAGCUUCUUCGCCUACCAGCAGGUUCCCAGCUCCACGAGGCAAGCGUGGAGCUAAACGUUAGAGUGGCGAGCUCUGGGCGUUCUUGCGAGUUGCUCGCCGGCCGCGGUCGCGGGUGCCCCGCCCCAUGGUGCUGAUCGUGCAUGACCUCAAGAACCGCUCCCAACGCCUGCACAGCCAGCGUAGCCGCAACCGCAACCCCCACUGGCGAGCUCCCCCCGGCGUCGUCGUCAUGAAGUUCGGCGAGCAGCUCCGGUCGAGCGUCAUCCGCGAGUACCAAUGGUACUACAUCGACUACGACGGCCUCAAGGCCGACCUCAAGCACCCCAGCGGGCCCUUCCAGCAGCAGCAACAACAACAACAACAACAACAUGACAGCGCCAGCGCCAGCGCCAGCCCGCGCCCGGGCAGGCAGCCGCGCCGCGAGUGGACCGAGGACGAUGAGAGCCGCUUCGUUAGCAAGCUCGAGGCCGAGCUCGACAAGGUACACACCAAGCAGCAGGUCAAGGCCAUGGAGAUCUCGCGCCGCAUCGCCGUCAGCGAGCGCGAGGUGCGCGACGUCGUCAACCGCCUGAACGAGCGCGGCCUCGGCCAGGACGGCCCCAGUGAGGAGGAGUUCAUGCUGCUCGAGGAGGACCUGAGCGACAUCAUCGCCGACGUCCACGACCUCGCCAAGUUCGUGCAGCUCAACUACACCGGCUUCUACAAGAUCAUCAAGAAGCACGACAAGAUGACCGGCUGGCACCUGCGGCCCGUCUUCAACACCCGCCUCAAGGCGAAGCCAUUCUAUAAGGAGAACUACGACGCCUCGGUCGUGAAGCUGUCCAAGCUUUACGACCUGGUCCGCACCCGCGGGAACCCCGUCAAGGGCGACAGCGCCGCCGGCGGCAGCCAGGCCAGCUUCGUCCGCCACACCACCAAAUACUGGGUCCACCCCGACAACGUAACCGAGCUCAAGCUGAUCAUCCUGAAGCACCUGCCCGUGCUGGUGUUCAACGCGAGCAAGGAGUUCGAGGAGCAGGACACCGCCAUCACGUCCAUCUACUAUGACAACCCGGACACCUGGGAGCUGUACGAGGGCCGGCUGAAGAAGACGGAGGGCGCCGAGGCCAUCCGGCUGCGCUGGUACGGCGGCAUGCAGAGCGAGACCAUCUUCGUCGAGCGCAAGACCCACCGGGAGGACUGGACCGGCGAAAAGUCGGUCAAGGCCCGCUUCUCGCUCAAGGAGAAGAACGUGAACGCCUACCUGCGUGGCGAGCUUCUCCCGGCCGCCAUCUUCGAGAAGGCGCGCAAGGAGGGCAAGAAGUCGGAGAAGGCCAUCGCCGAGGACGAGCGGCUGGCCCGCGAGAUCCAGUGGUCCGUCCUCAAGAAUGGCUACAAGCCCGUGUGCCGGUCCUUCUACCACCGCACCGCCUUCCAGCUGCCGGCCGAUGCUCGCGUGCGCAUCUCGCUGGACACGGAGCUCACCAUGGUGCGCGAGGACAACCUCGACGGCGUGAGGAGGUCCGGCGAUAACUGGAGACGCAUGGACAUCGGCAUCGACUACCCCUUCUCCCAACUGCCGCCCGGAGACGUCGUCCGGUUCCCCUACGCCAUCCUCGAGGUCAAGCUGCAGACGCAGCUCGGCCAGGAGCCCCCGGAAUGGGUGCGCCAGCUGACGUCCAGCCACCUCGUCGAGGCCGUUCCCAAGUUCUCCAAGUUCAUCCACGGCGUGGCCUCCCUCUUUCCCGACAGGAUACACCUGCUUCCGUACUGGAUGCCGCAGAUGGACGUCGACAUCCGCAAACCCGUGACGCACGAUUUCGGCAUCAAGCGGCUAGAGAACUCGGCCACGACGUCGAUAUCCGACGACGAAGACGACGAUUACGACUCGGACGACGAACCGCAACAGCCACGGCCCUCGACCGCGGCGACCGGCGCAGCCGCCGAGUCGAGCGCCGCCGCGGCGAGGAACGGCCGGGCGGCGUCGGCGCUGCCGACCGACAUCGAGGACCAGACGACCGACCGACCGCCGGCCGGCGGCAGCGACGACACGUACCUGUACGACUCGGAGGACGAGGCCGACGACGAGGACAGGCUGGCGGAGGCGCGCAGGGUGGGCGGCUGGACGUACUACAGGACGCGCGUCGCGACGUCGGCGAACGCCGCGCUCCGCGGCGCGUGGUGGCUGCUCACGGCGCUGGUGCCGCGCCCGCGCGCGACCGAGCUGCCGCGGAACGCCCGGCUGGAGUCGCUGCUUGGUGCCGGCGAGAUCCAGCACAAGCGGUUCAAGGCGCCCAAGGGCAAGAAGAUCUAUGUCCCUGUGCGUGUCGAGCCGAAGGUUUACUUCGCGGCCGAGAGGACGUUCCUGGGAUGGCUCGAGUACUCCAUCUACAUCGGCACCAUCGCCGUGACGCUGCUCAACUUCAGCACGCGGCACGGCAGCGGCGCCUCGUUCGCCGCCGCCGCCGCCUUCACGCUGCUCGCCAUCAUGUCGCUGUGCUACUCGGUCGUCAUCUACCUGUACCGCAGCCGCGCCAUCCGCACCCGCCGCGUCGCCCGCUACUACGAUAAGGUUGGGCCGAGCGUGCUGUGCGGCGCGCUGUUCGUCGCGGUCGCGCUGAACUUUGCGCUCGAGGGGAAGAGCAGGAAACCUGUGGUAGCGCGAGGCGAGUGGUGGUGGCGCCGGCUUUGGGGUAUGUAUGUAUUGUCUGGAUGGCGAGAAGGGACUGGAUGGUUGGUGUUGGGGAAAAAGGGGCACGGCGGUGUUAUGUGUGCUGUGCUUUUUGGGUAUUAUGGAACCGCAUGCGAGAGCGACGGGGAGUUAUGUCUCCAUACAGCACUAGACUGUAUCAUCUGAUAUGUAUCAACAACGGCAGCAUUACUUCCGCAGAACAGGUUGAGCAGUCGUCCGAUGAGUGGCCGCCAGUUCGGCGAGCCGAGUCCUCGGCGAACUCCACUUGCUGCGUGGGCCCCGCCGCUCGAUGUGGAUGCCGGAGGUGAAAUAAGAUUUUGGAU